This is a messenger RNA of Oryzias latipes (Japanese medaka), 1886 nucleotides long. RefSeq names its product glycolipid transfer protein domain containing 2a (gene gltpd2a). Gene Ontology annotation, molecular function: ceramide 1-phosphate transfer activity; ceramide 1-phosphate binding. The record is from RefSeq and is a predicted model, not a curated record. Gene Ontology annotation, cellular component: cytosol; membrane; cytoplasm. Gene Ontology annotation, biological process: intermembrane lipid transfer; ceramide transport. NCBI's taxonomy places the organism in Eukaryota, Metazoa, Chordata, Actinopteri, Beloniformes, Adrianichthyidae.
GACCGCUGGAGCACGAGGCCGGGGGAGUUGGAACCGCGGAGCUGCCAUGGUUCUCCUCAGACACAAGCUGCUGCCUCGGUACCUGCUGCUGUCCUUCAUCCUGGCCCUGCUGCUCUUCAUCAGCUCCUUCUGGCUCCCUCCAGGAGAACCUCCGGAUUGCGGCUCUGCCUGGAGGCCGUGCUCCAGCUUCCACAUCCAAACGUCUAAACCCCCGCUGCUGGAGGCGUGGCUGGAACCAGGAGGAAGCUCCGCCCUCAUCAAAGAGUGUCCAGGCCAGUCGUUUCAGGCCUGGCGUCUUCUGAAGUACCUGAAGUCCUGUAUGGCGGACGAUGGCGACAUCCUGCUGGAGUCGUACCUGCAGGGCUGGGACCAGCUCCUCGAGUUCAUGGAGUCUCUGGGGACGAUGGUCAGCUUCUUCUCUGGGAAGGUCCGAGAAAAGACUUCUCUGAUUCGGGAGCUGUCGCUCCGGCACAGCAUGGAGGUUCAGGGGAAGACCUCCAACCGUCCAACUCCACCCGCGUUCGGGCUAAAGGACGGUGCGUAUCGAUCUGUUCAAUCCAUGGUGAGGGCGGAGCUAAAAGCAGGCGUGGUGAACUUCUAUCAUCGCACGGAUUCGGGGUGCCGGACGCUGCUGAGGCUGCAUCGAUCGCUGCUGUGGCUGAAGCUGAUGUUGGAGGGUUUGUCCGAGGGUCCAGAUGCUGACGGACGAUACAAGACCCCCGGAGAGCUGAGCAGGGACGCCUACAUGGUAGCCCUGGCCCCCCACCACCCGUGGCUGCUUCGUCAGGCUGCAGAGGUGGUCUUCCUCGCCCUCCCGGACAGGCAGUACUUCCUGCAGCUGGUGUGCGUGCAGAAACAGGAGGAGGCUGCGCCCGUCCUGCGCAUCAUCAUCCACGCCCUGACGCAGGUGCACACACGGACGCAGCAGAUUCUGGAGGAGCACGGCAUGCUGGAGCUGCCCUGAAAACUCCACCCGAGAGGUGGAGGCCUCAAAGAACAGCCCGCAGAGCCCCGGAAACCGUUUCCUUCCUGUUGUUAGAUUCAGGCUUUUGGUCUUGAGCGCCGGAUCAUCGUUCUGAUUUGAUUCUGGAGCAAACCUUUCUCCAAACCAGAAACUGAAGAUCUCAUCACCAUCUGGUCUGUUUUCAUUACAACUCCCAGAAGAAGCAAAUGGUCACCCAAAAGAUCUGUAAUCCUAAAGAAACCUGUUUGUUCAGUAGAUUCACAACGGAAAUAAAAUUAUAGGGCUCUCACUAAGGGCUAUUUCAGUAGUCGACCGCUCAACGAUUAAUCGUUUAGUCAACGAGUAUUGUUUCAGUAAAGGGAUGAGCAAUUCUUUUGUUUUUACCACGGUGAUAGAGCUGAAACUCUGGAUGUUGGUGUCAUGUAGGGUUUGCCGUAUGGUGCGCUCACAGAAAUAACAUUUUUACAUGCAUAAUUCAUGCGCAACUAUGCAAGUUUCUAUGACUAUUCUUGGGCUCUUCAGUGCACAGACAGUGAACGCAUGUUGAAAGUUGAACCAGUUGAACUUUUGCCAAUCAGAGACUCGGAUUUGGUAGCGAUGUAUAGACGGCAUCCUUUUUAAUCCCAACUGUUUGUAAAUUGAUCAUGGGUGGAGAGAAUUAAUAAUUGCGAUUUUUGUCCGUCUGGAAUCGUAUGACGCAAAGUCUUUCAUUUAUAGGAAUAGAGCUGUGACAGAAAAACUCUGGAGGAAGAUUUAGCAGAUUUGCACCGCAUUGACUUUUGUUUCCAAGCAUAGACUGUAAAAGCAGUGGACAGUUCAACCCCUCCCUUCUCAUGUUCCCAAACAGGAAGUACCUGCUGGUUCCAAGAAGCUAAAAUCCCAUAAACUUCUAUAGAGAAAUAAAAAAGGUAUUACUCAAUCA